AUGAAAUUGCGAUAUACGUUGGACCCGUCGUUAAAGCGACAGAAAAUUGGUGAGAUCCACACGAGAAUGGGCACUUUGGAAGCUUGUUUCAUCCACGAAAAAGAUUGGCCAAUAGUGGUACAGUUCUUGGCGAAUGAGUUUGGUGCGAAUGAGCCGAUCAACCAUGCUUUGGGUAAGCUGAUUUUAGUGCCACAUUUUCCGCUGUGAGAGUACGCAAAUUGCGGAGAGAGGUCACAGAGAAAAACACCAUUUUCGUGCUGAAUUUUUUUGUGGAAACAUUAUCCCCUCCGGUAGAAAGUUUGGUUAAAAAUAAUCGAAAAAAAUUCUCUAUCUGAUUUAUUGUCAAGAAUAAGAAUGCAGCAUUCAUAAAUACCGUACCUUUCUCAUAGCUGAUAAUAAAAAACCAAACAAAAUAGUCAGACAUUAAACUUUUUGUUUUGCGAUGAGAACUUUUCUUUUGAAACAAAGAUAAAUGUCAGCUAAAAUGAAGUAAGUUUAGAGCUGAGACCCGAAGAUACGAUAAGAGGAUUUGAAGAGCAAGUAGAGACAAAAUGGGCACCAUCAAAUGUGUCGAUCAUUGCCAUCAGGAAUAAUGAAUUGGCCGGGGCCAUAAUCAAUUGGAUUGUGCCCGUGGAUCGGUCCAAGAAAUGUGAACCAGCUAAAAUUCAGAGCGAUUAUGGCGAACGUAAGGGCCAUCUUUUUGUGUCAGGUCGAAUUACUUUUUAAAACUAUUAAAAUUUGUCUUUUAGUAAUAAAACAAAUGCGAUCAGAGAUCGACGAUUUUACCUCAAACUUUCCCAAAGUAAUCGGAGUCAUUGGUGAUCUCGAAGAGUCCGUUCCGUAUUAUAUUCCGGAAGAUGCUGAUCGAUUCUUUAGGAUAGAUAUCAUCUGUGUUUUCAUGGACUUCCAAGGGUAAUUUUGACUUUGUUUAAAAAUGAUGAUGCUUUCAAGAUGACAGAAAUUUGUAAAGGCUAUAAUAAAUUACGAAAUUUUAGGUUGGGACUGGCCAAGUUCCUUUGGAAUUUGUCGUUAAAAAUCGCAAGUGAUCGCGGAAUUUCUCCCGUUGAAUCGAUCUGCACAGCGGUGGCCACACAAAAAAUCGCAAGAUCGGUAAGAAUUUGCAAAAUAAUUGUCUGAUUUGAUGUCCAAAAUGUUUGAAAAUAGUUUGUCUGUAGCUGCAACACGCAAGCUAAAGUUUUCAGGGAUUACUGCAUGCCUAGAUAAUUAAUAUUUGUUUUCAGACCGGUUUCAACUCCGUCUUCCAAAUGCCCUACAACAAGGUCCGUGAAAACGGCCAAUAUCUCUUCCAAACCCCUCUCAUCGACGGCUCUGAAAGUGCCCAUUUAAUGAUCAAAAACCUCCACCAAUCAGAGAACAUCCAGCCUUGUUAG
Molecule: messenger RNA, 1391 nt
Organism: Bursaphelenchus xylophilus (pine wood nematode)
Lineage: Eukaryota; Metazoa; Nematoda; Chromadorea; Rhabditida; Aphelenchoididae
Source: the annotation of a GenBank genome assembly